This is a messenger RNA of Astrephomene gubernaculifera, 1451 nucleotides long. Lineage: Eukaryota; Viridiplantae; Chlorophyta; Chlorophyceae; Chlamydomonadales; Astrephomenaceae. The record is from the annotation of a GenBank genome assembly.
CGUGCCGAGGCUCUGCAGCUGCUGCUAGAGCUACGGGGCUGCCCGGCCUCCCGUGCCGCCCGGUGGGGGGAGGUGGCGGGGGCGCUGCUGCGGCGGCCGCUGGACCCGCGGGGGGUGCUGCGGGUGCUGGCGCUGACGGAGGAGGAGAAGAGGGAGUUCAGGGCCCUGUUGGAUUCCAAGGACCUGUACGGCAGCGCCGACCAACGCACCCUCCGCCACCUGCUGCUGCGCCUCGAGCCACCCGCAGCGGUGCAGCAACUGACCCGUGGGUCGCGCGGUUCCGCUCUGGAGGGCCUCAUCGUGGAGAAGAUGGUACCGCAGACCGCGCCCGAGGGCUCCGCGUGGCGCAAAACCCGCAUCUCCUCCCCCUGCGACCCACAGGGCCCAUGGCCUCAUACCUGCAUCACUGCAGCUGCUGCUUCCGCCGCCGCCGCCAGCGCAGCUGCUGUUAACACCAACACCUCCGCCGCUUCCUCCUCCGGCGCCUCCGGAAUGAAGCCCGCUGAUGUAGAUAUGGAUGCCGUACAAAUUGCUUCGCAACCGCAACCGCCAACGGUGUCGUACGAUGUCAAGUACUGGUACGAAGUCCAGCGGUUGCAUUGGCACGCCAAAUUAGGCAACCUGGUGCUACUGCCGGCCACGAUAGCGAGUGCGGCGGCUGCUACAGCCGAGUACGACAGCAAGGCGGGGCUGUGGCGGCGGGCGGGGGUGGCGGCGGCGCUGCCGGGUUUUACGGGACCGUUGUUGGACGAGCGGGGGCGGUACGGCAGGUUCAAAUUCAGUUAUGAGGAGUGCCGGCAGAGGCAUGCCGAUAUGCUGGCGCGGUUGAUCGAGGUGUUUGAGCUGUGACGCGAAACGAGAGGGAAGAAAGAAGUGGGAGGAAGAAGGAGGAGAGGGAGAACGAGUAGAGACAGAAGGAGAGAGAGAAGCGAGGAUUGAAAGGAAGCAGAGAGGGAGUGAGUCGAGGAAAGUUAGAAAACACAGCAGGAUUGAGAUGGGGGGAUGGGGGUGGCUCCCAGCCGGCAUGUACGGGGGGAAAGUUGUCAUCUCGUAGGAGUUGUUGCAUGUAGGUUUGUACAAGAAGAGAGGCGAUUCAUGCUGUGGUGUGAUGAUUCAGUCUUUGUGUUUUGACGUGUAAUGGAGGAGCGGGAAGGUGGCUGUUACUGGGUAACGGACUGCUAGUUCGGGGAGGGGCGGACGUCAAGGUGUAUAAUCGAUUCAGUAGCGGGAAUGAAGGUUGUGCUGUGCUGCUGAUGUGAGAGACAGCAACCCCGCGCUUGUCCUGAGAUGCCACCGAGAUGGAGAUUUCUGCAGCUUUCCAGCAGGCAUGCAUGUUUUACAGAGAAUGCGCAUGCAUGCAUGUCUUACAUGGUACACGGUAACAGUUAGCAGGUGGAGGUCGGGUGGUGGCACCGAUCGUGUGUAGGAAAGGUCCGAAAAGGACGCUUCUA